AUAAAUCUUGAGCAGCUUCAGAACCCCAAACCCGCUUCCAGCCCUCUCCUCGACCUCAAUUUCAUUCAUUUUUCUUUCCGCCCAGCUGCGGCCAUUCUAAUAUUUCAAGAUGUUACGAUUCUUGCGCCCAGCAUCCCGGUUUGUGUCCGCCGCCGCUGCACGACCAGUCGCUCGAAGCGCCUUUCAACUCUUUCCCCGAGUUCCGGCGAUUAUACAAAGUCAAGGUUAUGCGACCGAGGGCGGGGUGAAGGACUACACAGUUAGAGAUGCGCUCAAUGAGGCACUCGCCGAGGAAUUGGAGUUAAACCCCAAGGUGUUCGUCUUGGGAGAGGAGGUCGCUCAGUACAAUGGCGCAUACAAAGUUACCAAGGGAUUAUUGGAUCGAUUUGGAGACAAGAGAGUGAUUGACAGUCCCAUCACCGAAUCUGGAUUCUGUGGUCUUACCGUCGGAGCUGCAUUGGCUGGAUUACACCCUGUCGUAAGUUAUCAGAAUGAUGCCAAUGGUGUGUGCUAACCGCUAUCUGGACAGUGCGAGUUCAUGACCUUCAACUUUGCCAUGCAGGCCAUUGAUCAGAUUGUCAACUCGGCAGCAAAGACCCACUACAUGUCCGGUGGUAUCCAACCAUGUAACAUCACUUUCCGAGGACCCAACGGUUUCGCUGCCGGUGUUGCUGCACAACAUUCUCAGGAUUACUCGGCUUGGUACGGAAGCAUUCCAGGUCUCAAGGUUGUCACUCCAUGGAGUGCAGAGGACGCAAAGGGAUUAUUAAAGGCUGCCAUCCGGGAUCCUAACCCAGUCUGCGUUCUCGAGAACGAAUUGCUCUAUGGACAAGUCUUCCCAAUGAGCGAAGCAGCACAAAAGGAUGAUUUCGUCAUUCCAUUCGGAAAGGCCAAGAUUGAGCGUGCUGGAAAGGAUCUUACAAUCGUUACUCUCUCCCGAUGUGUCGGCCAAUCGCUCGUCGCAGCCGAGAACAUCAAGAAGAAGUACGGUGUCGAGGUAGAGGUAAUCAACUUGCGAUCAAUCAAACCACUCGACGUCGAGUCAAUCGUCAAAUCAGUGAAGAAGACCCAUAGACUCUUGUGUGUCGAAUCCGGCUUCCCAGCAUUCGGUGUUGGAGCCGAGAUUCUCGCUCUCGGUAUGGAAUACGCAUUCGAUUACCUAGAUGCGCCAGCGCAAAGAAUCACCGGUGCCGAGGUACCCACGCCAUAUGCUCAGAAAUUGGAGGAUAUGUCGUUCCCCAACGAGUCGCUGAUUGAGAACUAUAUUGCGAAGAUGUUAAGAUUGUAGAUUCGACCGAGGGGAAAAUAUCAAAGGUUCUAAACGUUCGGGC
Molecule: messenger RNA, 1331 nt
Organism: Hymenoscyphus albidus
Lineage: Eukaryota; Fungi; Ascomycota; Leotiomycetes; Helotiales; Helotiaceae
Source: the annotation of a GenBank genome assembly